This is a messenger RNA of Drosophila eugracilis, 2508 nucleotides long. RefSeq names its product sodium/potassium/calcium exchanger 4. Bases 357 to 1859 code for a protein of 500 amino acids. Gene Ontology annotation, biological process: intracellular calcium ion homeostasis; calcium ion transmembrane transport. Gene Ontology annotation, molecular function: calcium, potassium:sodium antiporter activity; calcium channel activity. Gene Ontology annotation, cellular component: membrane. The record is from RefSeq and is a predicted model, not a curated record. Lineage: Eukaryota; Metazoa; Arthropoda; Insecta; Diptera; Drosophilidae. The transcript is spliced from 8 exons.
GACCUUUCUUCUCGACGGGACGCGCCAUAUACGCUUGUGGUUGUGGAUGUGAAUUUAACCCACUGGGCUUGAGUGCAGGGAGUAUAUUGCAGGUGGAAAACAAUUAAACAAUUAUGAAGCUUAUGUCGCGCGAUGUUGCUGCUAUGCAGGUGCCACAAUUCUUGGCACGCAAUAAAAAAUACGAGAAAUACAACUCCGAAACAAUGGCCGAUGGAUAAAAGUGAACCAAGGGUUGCUGGAGCAACGAGUUCAUCUGGAAAAUCAGGUCAAGAGGCUUCGCCCACUGUGUCUGGGACUUGAUCAACAAAACGGCACCAAAAUAGUAAUAAAACCCAGUGAAAAUAAAACAGAAAAUAAUGACUGACAUUGCAGCAUUAGCUAACGGGAGCAGUUUUCUUGAGGUCUCGCUGCGGUACUUUGACGAGCAGCUUUUGGUGGAUAUCCUGCCGCGCGCCACCUGCCCUGGUGAGGAUGAGGGAUCUCCGAUGGAUGAGUUCGCAGACCUGUUUACGGUGGAACAACUCCGCCAGGGAUGGGUGGUCCUGCACGUAUUUGCCGCGAUUUACUUCUUUAUCUUGCUGGCCAUCAUCUGCAACGACUACUUCCUACCUACGGUGGAGUGCAUCUGCGAGGACUUGCACCUCUCGAAGGAUGUAGCAGCAGCCACUUUCAUGGCCACAGCCACCUCCAUGCCCGAGUUUUUCACGAACACGAUCAGUACGCUGAUUCUGGAGUCAGAUAUGGGCCUAGGGACGAUCAUCGGUUCGUUGAUGUUUAACACACUGGGCGUUGCCGGAUUAGCCGCGCUGGCCAUUGAUAAGCCGGUGCAGCUGGACUGGUGGCCAAUAGCCCGGGAUUGCUUCAUCUACAUCUUCAACACAAUCAUCCUGCUGGUCUUAGCCUGGGGCGGAAGCAUUAGUUUCACAGAGUCCUGCAUUAUGAUGGGAUUCCUAGUGCUCUACUACCUGAUCACGUUUAACAACAAUAAGUUCAUGCCGGCCAUCCGGGUGUUUAUCGAAGAUCGAAUGAACUGCUGCUUCUCAACACGAUAUGACCUAACGGAGCCCCCAGAGAACAGUGCCAAGGCCCAGCUGCCGCUCAAAAAAGAUCCACUGUCUGGCGACGGCCUUUUUGUGGUAAAUUUUCCGGAAAACACUUCGUCGAUGUCCUCUACCGCCAACCUCACGCACUCCAAACAUUGGAAUGGCGAGGACGAUGAGGAUGAUGAUAUGCCCAAAAGCAUAUACGCCUACCCACAUGAUGCCUCCGGAUGGAUGAAGUUUUGGUGGAUCUUUGUUUUUCCCAUAAAGUUUACACUAUCCCUGCUGAUCCCACACCCAAUCAAACACCGUCGCCUGUAUCCAUUAUCCUUCAUCAUGUGCAUCCUAUGCAUCGGCGGAAACGCCUAUUUAAUUGUCUGGAUGCUGACUGCCUUCGGUGUGGCAAUUCACGUGCCAACGAUUGUGAUGGGUCUUACCUUCUUGGCCGCUGGGUCCACCAUGCCGGAAGCUGUCUCCAGUCUUAUUUCGUUAAGAAAUGGUGAAAACGGCAUAGGCGUUUCGAAUUCCUUGGGCGCCAAUUCGUUGGCCAUCUUGCUCUCUCUGGGAGUACCGUGGUUCAUCAAGAACUGCAUCAACUACAGCACCGGGGAGCCACAGCAAGUGGGCACCCAGGGCAUUGAGUACAACAUCCUGAUCUUAAUUGUCUCCACGGUGGCGCUGUUUGUUGUCCUCAGCUUCAGCGGAUAUCGACUUACCAAGCGGGUGGGCGUGGCCCUCUUUACUAUCUACGGAGUGUUCAUCGUUCUGCAGAUCCUUAUCGAGAUGAAUGUGUUUUUCCCCAGAGACUGUAGUAGCUAGUGAUGGACCUGGAUCUCGAAGCCCAGAUAUGCGGGAAAAACCACCGCUAGACAAUCCUUUUGGUGCUGGCACUAAUAGAUUAUUAGCACCGCAACCCACUUACAGGAACUGAACUAUUCGAACUAUUUUUGGACAAAUCUACUAGAGUUUGAAUAAUUGAAUUGAUAAUUACAAAUGUACCUGUACUUUGUAAUUAUCGAGCACUAUUUAGUAGUACAUACCCUUCAUUUUUGUUACCGUAAUUUACGCUUUGAUUAUUGCCUAAGACUGUCUUUAGGUUUACGAAGCUUCCAUAAGCGAUUUCUAUUUAUUUCACGUUGUAUAUGUUGUCUUUAUGAUUAUGUGUAUAUCUCGUAGCCUAGUUAUAUCCACAAAUGUUUGAACCGUUACCAAAGCCCAGAACGCGAUACUAGCUAUUAAGAGAACGAUAUACAUGUACAUAUAUCUAGAAGUGACCUCGAUAUUCCCCCAUCCUGCCCAAGGACGCUUAAGAGUAAAGCAAAAAAUUCGCAAACCACACACAAAAACCUUCCGUUGAUAUUACGCGUUUUCAUGUAUGUCUAGCGCUGUAAGAACUUUUUGUUAACGUUAUCUAAUACCCUUGAUACCAUUGUUAUUAAUUUAUAAAUAUACCCUAAGGUAAAUGUUA